This is a messenger RNA of Apis dorsata (giant honeybee), 1374 nucleotides long. RefSeq names its product cell cycle control protein 50A (gene CDC50). Gene Ontology annotation, cellular component: endoplasmic reticulum; Golgi apparatus; plasma membrane. Lineage: Eukaryota; Metazoa; Arthropoda; Insecta; Hymenoptera; Apidae. The coding region runs from base 145 to 1230 and encodes 361 amino acids. The record is from RefSeq and is a predicted model, not a curated record. The transcript is spliced from 4 exons.
GUAUUUAUCAUAUCAUAUUAAUCAUUGUUCUAUGAUAUGUCGUCAAAAGUGUUUUAAAAAUAAUUAAUGUCUAAUUUUUGCAAAUGUUAGUGUUUAAUUUUUGAAAUCUAAAAAGAAAAUAAAUUAUCAUUUUAAUAAAGAAAUAUGACUUCUAUUAAUGAAGUUAGUUCAAUACCUAAAACGAAAAAACCUUCGGACAGUGCAUUCAAACAGCAACGUUUACCUGCUUGGCAACCAAUACUUACUGCUGGAACUGUUUUACCAACAUUUUUUGUAAUUGGUAUUGCUUUUAUACCAGUUGGAGUUGGAUUACUUUAUUUUUCUGAUCAAGUUAAAGAAUAUAUUUUAGAUUAUACUGAUUGUAAUUCUACAAAUAUUAAUCAUACAAAAGGAAUGCCUGUUAAAUGUGCUGAUGUUAUAGCAGAAAAUCGUUCAAAUAUUUGUAAUUGUGAAUUAAACUUCACAUUGCCUUCUGACUUCAAUGGAAAAAUUUACAUGUAUUAUGGUUUAACUAAUUUUUAUCAAAAUCAUAGAAGAUAUGUAAAAUCAAGGGAUGAUAAUCAAUUAUUAGGAAAAUUAAGUGAAGUUGUCUCAGGAGAUUGUGAACCAUUUGCUUAUGAUGAAGGAAAAGCUAUUGUACCAUGUGGUGCUAUUGCUAAUUCAUUAUUUAGUGAUGAGUUAAAAUUAUAUUCUGUUAAACAUAAGACUAAUGUACCAUUGUUAGAAACUGGUAUAGCUUGGCCUUCAGAUAAAAAUAUAAAAUUUAAAAAUCCUGAAGGUGAUUUGAAAAAAGCAUUUGAGAAAUUUGCAAAACCAAGGAAUUGGAGUAAGCAUAUUUUUGAGUUAGAUAAAAAAAAUGAAGACAAUAAUGGUUUUCAAAAUGAAGAUUUAAUUGUUUGGAUGAGAACUGCUGCUUUGCCUACAUUUAGAAAACUAUAUCGCAGAGUAAACCAUACAGAAGGUGGUUUUGCUGGAGGUUUAGUAGCAGGAGAUUAUAUACUUACUGUUAAUUAUACAUAUCCUGUGUCUGCUUUUAAUGGUAGGAAAAGAAUGAUUUUAAGUACUACUUCUCUUCUUGGUGGAAAAAAUCCCUUUCUUGGUAUUGCUUAUAUAGUUGUAGGAUGUAUUUGUUUGUUAUUAGGCAUUAUAUUGUUAAUAAUACACAUCAAAUGUUCUAAAAGUGUAACAGAGAUGAUCAAUGUAACUUCAAAUACACCAUAUCAAGAAUAAUUAUGCAUAUUUAUCAUAAAAAUUGGAGAACAUUCUGGAUUUUUGCAUUUACUUUGUAAGUGUUAAUAUAAAAUAAUUUAAUAUAACUUAGAAAAUGUAUAGAUAAAAUUGAUAAAUAUAUUGAUAAAUAAUAAUAUGAUAAAU